Molecule: messenger RNA, 4392 nt
Organism: Plasmodium adleri (nom. inval.)
Lineage: Eukaryota; Apicomplexa; Aconoidasida; Haemosporida; Plasmodiidae
Product: conserved Plasmodium protein, unknown function
Exons: 1
Coding region: 1-4392 (1463 amino acids)
Source: RefSeq, a predicted model, not a curated record
AUGGGCAAAAUUAAGAAAAUAUCCAACAAUAGUAAUAAAAGUAAAAAAAAAUCAGUAACUGUUAAAAAGAAAAAUAAAAGUAAUAGUGACUCUAAAAAAAAAGAAGAAGAUGUAAAAAAAUUAAAAAAUACUCCACAAUGUUCAAGUGAUGAAAGUGAUGUUUAUUUUUAUAAUGAUAUUCAAAGAUGGAAGAAUACAAUUAAAGUUCCUAUAUGGUUAAAGAAACCAAAGGAUAAAGAAUCUUUAGAUGAAUUUUAUAAAAAUAUUAUAAAAAAAUUAUUAAGAGUAAAGAAUAAAAUUAGAGCAUAUAAAAUACAAGAAGCAUAUCUAUUAGAUUGUCUACAAAAAUGUAUGAUAGAUUUAAAUUUAAAUUCUGUAAGAUCAACAGAAAAUAUUAAUUGUGAAAUAUAUAAAAAUUUAAUAUAUAAUUCGAAAGAUAAAACGUAUGUGGAAAAUGUAGAUAAAGAAGAUAAUAGUGAAAUAAAAAAUAGUAAUAUACCAAAUAAAAAUAAUAACAUACCAUUAAAUCCUGAAAAAAAUGCCAUAAGUGGAAUAGACAAUACAAUGUAUAGUGACAAUAAUAAUAAUAAUAAUAAUAGGAAGGAUGGUAAUAAUUCUGGAAGUAGUAAUAUGAUAAAUGAUAGUGACAACACAAUAAAUGAUAAUACCAAUACAAUAAAUGAUAGUGCCAACACAAUAAGUGAAAGUAAUGAGACUCUUAAUAGUAGUAAUAAAAUGAACAGUCACAAUAAUAAUAAUAAUAAUAGUAAUAAUAUUUGCGUCAGCAAUAGUAUUAGCAAUUGUAGUGAUGUUAAUAAAAACUACACUAGCAGCAGCUUUUAUAGUGUUAAUAAUUAUGAUACUAAGGAUGAGGAAGAAAAUUCUAUUUAUAUCAAAAAAGAUAAUAUUAAGGAUAACAACACAAAUACAUGCUUAAAAUGCUUAAAAGAACAAAAAAUACAAGAUAUGGUUGAACAUCUAAAAAAUUCAUUAUUUAAAGAAGAAGAGACAAGAAAAAAAAGUGUAAUGGAUGAUGUUUUUAAUAAAGUAAUAAUUCCUGGUGGAUUUUUUGAAAAUAAUAAUUUUUGUCCUAUAUUCUUGAAACUUUUAAAAAUAGAUAUAUAUAAUUCAUGUUAUACAAUAGAUACUAAAGUAAAUUCCAAAUUAAUGAAUUUAUUUAAUGUAUUAAAUAAUUUUAAUGAAAAUAAUAUAACUGAUACAAACAAAAAUGUAGACAAAGAAACAGAUGAAUUUUUAAAUACAAAAUGCAAAAGUCCAAACAGAUAUAAAUCACACAUAGAUGAUAUAUCUUUUUUCAAAGGACAAAGCUCAUUAUAUAAAUUAUCACAAUAUUGUAUAGAAAAGCAAGUUAUCAAAAAUAAUGAAGUUACUUCUUUUGAUACAGUUUAUAUAUACAAUGAAAAAAAAAUUGAUGAUCAGGAACAUAUCCUUGAUGAAAAUAAAAAAAACUCAAGUGAUGGUUGUAAAAAUAAUACAAAGUUUAAAUAUGUUUUAGACGAUUCACAAAAGGAUAAUCCUUCCUUGCAUUAUAUUAAUGACAAAAAGGAUAUUAUAAAUAAUGAUAAAUAUAAUAAUAAUGGAUCUUCUCAAUCACUUACUGAUUAUAAUAAACCUGUUAUAAAUAAUCCUAGUGUCGAGAAUUAUACUUCAAAUGAAAAUAUUAUUGAAACAUAUGAUAACACUGUUAAGUCUUAUCAAACCUUGAAAAGCCACAACACAAAUAGUAGCACUUUAUCUAAGAAUAAUAGGAUAGAUAGUCAUACUGUUAUAAAUUUAUGUGAUACUAUAGAUGAUAAAGAAGUAUAUGAAAUAUCCAGUUGUUAUAAUGAAAAUGAAGAUACAAAUAAGUCCUAUUUUGAUAUAAUAAAUGAUUAUUAUGAUGAAGAUGAAAAAAAAAAAAAAGAAAAAAACAUUUAUGAUAGUAAAGUACAUCUUUUUAAUGAUAAAGAAGCAAAUAUAUUAGAAACGAAUUUGGAAAACAAUCCUAUUAUAUGUGAUAAUAUAAACAUAAUAAAUGAAAAAGAAAAUAACUUAAUAAACAACAAUAAUAAUAAUAUUAAUAAUUGUGAAAAAAAGUGCAAUAUUGCAUGUAAUCAUAUUAAUGAAAAUACCCUUUUCACUGAAUCAUCAAAAGAGGAAAAUAAUUAUAAGGGGGAAUCAUCUGAAAAAAUGGAUCCCUUGAAUUGUGAAUGCUCAUAUGACUCAAAUAAAUUAAACAGUAGUAAUAAUUCUUAUAAAGAAAUUAGUAAUAAAAGUGAUACUACAAUUUAUAAUAAGAAAAGACAUAGUGGAAGUGGUGAUAUAUAUAAUAAAAAAUAUUUCGAAGAAAAUUUAUUUGAAAAUAAUUCAAAUGAAGAUAAUAUUUUCAAAAGACAAAAAGCAAACAAUGAUAAUAUUUUAGAAGAGAAGAAAAAUGAAAAAAGUGAUUCAGAAGAAAAUAGUUAUUUAGAAAAUAUAAAAAAUAGACGUAGUCAUUCGUUGUGUUUUAGUAGUAAUGAUAGAAAGAGUUAUAAUGACAUGUUUAUUGGAAGUAGUAAUAAUAGUGAUAAUAACAUUUAUUUAAAUAAUAUUAAAAGAGAUCAUAAUGAAAAUAAUGAUAAUAAUGAAAAUAAUGAUAAUAAUGAUAAUAAAGAUCAUAGUGAUGAUAGAAAUAAGAAUAAUUCUGAACAAAUAGAAUGUGGACUCAUUGAUUAUAAUAUCUGUGACGAUAAAAGAAAUCCAGUCAAUAGUAAUGACAAUAAUAUAAAAAAUAAUUGUGAAGAGUAUUUAAAUAGUGAAUAUGAAAAGAUCGAGUUAAAUGAUAAUGAUAUGAAUAAUAUGGAUGCAAAUGUUCAUAUUUUGAACUUAAACAAAGAAGAAACAAUCAGAUUCACACCUAAUGAAGAUAAUAAUAAAAAUAUUAUUAUAAAUAAAAAUAAUAUAAAUAAUGAAAAGAAUAUAUUAAAUGAAGAAAAAGAAAAUAUUUGUAAAUAUAAUAAAAGUUUAUUUGAUAGUGAUGAUGAUCAAAUAAAAACUGUAACUAAUAAAAAUAAAGAAGAAGAAAACAAGAUAGAUAAAAAUAUCGAAUCUGUGUUAUUUAAUUCAUGUGAUAAUGAUAGUAUAAAGAGUAUGAAUAAAAAUAAUAGUAAUUCUGAUAAUUCCAAAUUAAUUGAAAAGAAUAAAUAUAAUAAUAAUAUUCAUAGUAAUAAUAUCCAUGAUGAUGAUGAUGUUAUAAUAAUUGAUGAAGAUAGUGACUCAACAUUAAAAAUAAAAGAAAAAGAAGAUUAUGAUAAAUAUUGUAAUAAAGAUGAAAUGAAAAAAGAUACAGUUUUAGUACAUAAUAAUAUUUCAAAAAAUAACGAUAAAUCGAAAAAUGGAUUAACAGCUAUGAGUAUGAAUUUAUUUGAUGAUUCGUCAGAUAAUGAUUCUGAUAAUUCUUAUGAAGAUAAGAAUAUAAAUGUUUUAAAUGAAAUGUAUUCAAAUAAAUAUUAUCAUACGAAUGAAAAAAAAAAUCCAUAUUGUAAGAGGAAAGAUAAUAUUUAUGAAGAAUUAAAAAGGAAUGAAAACAAAAAUUAUAAAAUAAAUGAUAAAUCUGUAGUAGAUAAAAAUUUUAAUGAAGUAUCCAUUUUAAACAUUGAUUUAAAUAAAGCACACAAUGCAGUACUUGAAGGCUUGAUGAAUUUAUUCGGUUUAAAAAGUAACAGAUUAUCAAGGAAAAUAAUAGUUAAUGAAUUAAUAAAAAUACAAGAUUAUUUAAGAAAAAAACAUGAUGAAUUUAUAAAUUGUGAUAAUAUAGAGGAUGAACAUAUAUUAGAUGACUUAUCAAAUGUUAAGGAAAAUUAUGUCACUGAGAAUGAUAGUUUAUUUAAGGAUACCAUAGAUGAACAUGAAAAUAUUAAUAAAAAUAAUGUCAAUAAUAAAAAUAAUGACAAUAAUGAGAAUAAGGACGAUAUUGAUGGUGACAUAAAUAAAAAUAAUGAUGAUCAAAAAAAUGGAAACUGUCAUAAUAAUAUCAUUUGUAUAGAUUUAUUAGAUAAUGAAAAAGGAUAUAAAUCAGAUUGCGAUAUACAAUCAUUUCAUUAUAAUAACACAUUAUUUGAUAACGAUUUGUUAAAUAGAGAAACGGAUAAAUUACAAGAGGAUUAUAUAAAUCAUAUGCAUAAUAAAAUAAAACAAAUGGAAUUAAAACUUUUAUUUGACAGAAUAGAUGAAGCUAUAAAAAUUAAUGAUGUUAUAUACAAAAAUAUAUAUGAAGAAAAAAAAGUUGAAUAUAGUAUUUUCAAAAAACAUCUUGUCGACUGUAAAUUAAACGUUAAUAAGGAAAUUAUCAUGUCUUAUUCAAAGGAUAAAAAUAUUGAAAUUAUAUCCAAGAAAAAAAAUAUUUCAAAUUAA